CAUAAUUCAGGUCUCUUAUUUUGAAGUGACUACGACGGCUAAAGGCAAACAGCGUCGUUGUUAUGGUAACAGUGAUCCGAUCAGAUCGCACUUCACCUCCUCGUCUUUAUUUUUCUCUUCAUGAUUAUUUUUCUCUGGCACGCGCUCGAAUGUCUGCGGCGGAUUUUUUGCGGGAAUCUGAACGUCUCAGAAAGUUGGAGAGUAAACACGACAGAGAGACGAGCAGAAGAAAAGAUUUCAGUGCGUUUGAGGAAAUCCACAAUAACCUAAAAGCUGAUCUCAGAGCGGACAUCAUGAAAGUGCAAAAGGAAUUGCAGAAGAUCAGGAAUUGUGUCUAUAGAUUCCAGGCGCAGCUGACAGAUAUGAAAUCUUCUCCAGACUUGUUUGACAAAUUAAAGGAGACUAUGAUCGAUAUCGAGAACUCCAUCAACAUUUUUAAAGACACGCAGCAUCAAAGUUUUGAGGAACUCUUGAAAGAGGAGAGAAAUCUUUGGCAGGAAAUCUGUGCCUUUGAUCAAAAGAUUGAUGUCUGGUCAUUGGUUGUAAAAGCAGACGGCCGGGAUCUUCAGUCAGCCGGACCUUGCGCAGGCCGUAAGGACUCGAGAGAUCUUCCGGCAGAAGUGACUGCAUUAGAGAUCUUUCUCCAGCAAAGCGCCGGACCACAAGGCGGCUGGGACAAGUACGACCAUCAGAGCUUCAUGAAAGUUUGGACAAAACACAACGGAAAACCUUCAUACAGAAAAGAAGCAAAGCUUUAUUUACCCGAUAAGACUGAGGAGGACCUUCAGCUGCACGAGGAGUGGUAUCUACAGUUGUGCCAUCUCCAGGAAAGAAAGAGGGAGGCCAUCCACAGAUGGAGAGCAGCCAAGCAGAGAGACCUGGAGCUGCAGAGAGAGCAUCAGCAGAGAGAAGGUUCAAGAAAGGAGCCGGACGAAGCCACCGCCGUGGCCCUGCGCCUCAAACAGGAGGAGCAGCGCAAGGAGGCGGCUGAGAGGCUGGAUGCCUGGAGAAGCUGCAGAAAACAGCAGAUGGACCGAGAGCAGGAGCAGCGAGUCAGAGACGAGAUCCAGCGGCGAAAAAGAGAAAAAGAGGAACGGAGGAGACAGCUGGAGAUGAAGCUCAUGGUGGAGUCUCAUGCUCGACAGAAGAAGGAGGAAGAGGAACUGCACGUCCUGCAGAAAGAGGCACAGGAGCAGGCAGAGAGAGAGCAGCGGCGCAGGCUGGCCGCUGAAGGCAUCAAACGCUUUCAACAAAGGGAUUCACAGCACUUAAUGACCAAACUACAAGAGAACCAGAAUAAAGAGCAGGAGGAACAUGAGCGACAACUGAAACUAGCUAAACUAAAGGAAAAGGUGCAGGUUCACGUCGACCGAGAUCCAUCGAGACUUUGGAAACCGACUAAAGGCUGGGAGUCACGUGCUAAAGAGAUCGGUCCAUCCGAGGCCAGCGGGCCAAUAUAUCAGAUGUUUCACAGGGCAGUUCCAACCUGGAGACAAGACUUGUGAAAUGAUCUCUACACAACAUAUCUAUUAAAUGUUAUAUACAUUAUCAAAACAUAUUUUUCUAGGCUUUUCUUACAACUUCUUAAUUGUUUGUGUGAAAAACACCAUGAUUUAAAUGGUCAUUAAAAUACAUUUUAAUAUCACAGUGCGUCCGUUGAUCGU
Molecule: messenger RNA, 1664 nt
Organism: Paramisgurnus dabryanus
Lineage: Eukaryota; Metazoa; Chordata; Actinopteri; Cypriniformes; Cobitidae
Product: coiled-coil domain-containing protein 112
Source: RefSeq, a predicted model, not a curated record